GGCCUAAACAAAUACCUGUCGUAGGUGUGGUCUCAAUGCUAUAAAUAACAAUCCAGUACAUGGUUACUCAACUUUUUGAAAAUUUGAUUAUAUUCUCUCUCAUUAGUACUCUAUAUCACCACAAUCAAUCGCAAUUCUGCCUUCUCCAUUCUAUAUACUCUGCACAAAAGAUGAAGUCUCCUCUGGUUUCUUCAGAAACCAAAAAGGAAGACCAACAAACCCAUCUCGCCCUUGCUGCAAAAGAAGCAAAAUGCUUAUCCAACAUAGCUUUCCCCAUGAUCUUCACCGCCCUUCUUCUCUACUCCCGCUCCAUGAUCUCCAUGCUCUUCCUCGGCCGCCUCGGUGAUCUCUCGUUAGCGGGCGGUUCUCUCGCCAUAGGCUUCGCAAACAUUACCGGCUACUCCAUCCUCUCCGGCCUAGCUAUGGGUAUGGAGCCUAUUUGCGGCCAAGCCUUUGGCGCGAAGAGGUUUAAGCUGAUUGAGCUUACUUUACAAAGGACCAUCAUUUUGUUACUCCUUGCAUCCAUCCCCAUUGCCUUUCUAUGGUGUAACAUGGAGAAGGUGUUAAUUUUGUGCGGCCAAGAUAGAGAUAUCUCAAAGGAAGCUCAAUCUUAUAUUCUCUAUUCCCUCCCUGAUCUUGUGGCUCUUUCCUUUCUUCACCCCUUGCGAAUUUAUCUACGUUCCCAGUCAGUGACUAUUCCCCUAACUUACUGUGCAGCCUUCGCGACCCUUAUCCACGCCCCGAUCAACUAUGUCCUAGUUUCCGUUCUGGGUCUUGGGAUCAGGGGCGUGGCAUUGGGUAGCGUUUGGUGUAACUUCAACCUCGUGGGCUCCCUGAUCUCUUACGUGGCCGUGGCCGGGAUUUACAAAAAGCAUUUCAGAAAAGGAGGUAUCGAUUGUACAACACUUAUGAAAGGGUAUAAGUCAUUGUUGAAUUUGGCUGUCCCGAGUUGCAUUAGUGUGUGUUUGGAAUGGUGGUGGUACGAGAUGAUGACCUUGUUUUGUGGGGUUUUGGUUAAUCCAAGAAUCACGGUGGCUUCUAUGGGGAUUUUGAUCCAAACGACCUCUUUGAUUUACAUUUUCCCGUCUUCUCUGAGCUUUGGAGUGUCCACAAGAGUAGGGAACGAGCUAGGAGCCGGGCGGCCGGAAAGGGCGAGACUGGCCGCCGUUCUUGGACUCUGCGGGAGCUUUAUAUGCGGGAUAGCCGCGCUGACGUUUGGGGUUUUUGUCAGGAACAUUUGGGGCGGGAUUUUCACGCAAGACCCGGAAAUCAUAGCGUUGACGGCGUCGGUUUUGCCGAUCAUUGGGCUGUGCGAGCUCGGAAACUGCCCGCAGACCACCGGGUGCGGCGCGUUGAGAGGGACGGCAAGGCCGAAGCUGGCGGCGAAUAUAAAUUUGGGUUGUUUUUACCUCGUCGGAAUGCCGGUGGCUGUGUGGCUGGGUUUUUUCGCCGGUUUCGAUUUUCAAGGGCUUUGGAUCGGAUUACUGGCGGCGCAGGUUUCCUGUGCUUUGACCAUGUUGCUGGUUUUGGGGAGGACCGAUUGGGAAGAGCAAGCCAGGAGGGCCAAGGAGCUAACGGCCACCAUCUCCACCAGCGACCACGGCGGCGAUGAUGACGACGACGAUGACUCGCCGGAGUAUCAAAAGAUUGGAAGUUCGCCAAUCUGAUUCAAUUUUGGCUAAACAAGUUAGGGUGUGUUUGGCCAAAAUGCACCGUUAAUUCCGAGGUGGCCAAAAUUUCUUCACUCAUUUUCCAUCCUGGGUACCUGUGGACCAAACAAGUCGUUAGUGCUUGGCGCCGAAACGUGAUGAGGAGGGGAGAUGAAAAGAUCCAUAUUAGUACGUCUCCAACAAAAUCCUUUUUAGCAAUUGGUGUCUAACGGAUGAGUCAAUGCAAUUUGUAAUGUUUUCAUUGACCAAUUUUUUAGUCAGACUGAACAUUGGUGAAAUACGGAGUUUUAGAUGACAAUUGGUGUAUUUAAAACGUGAUUAAUUAUUUCGUUAAUUAUUAUUUGUAACAUUAACUUUUUUUCCUUUCAUGUUAAAUGGAACAACGCCCACAACAUAAGCGUCCCCCAUUUUCAUUAA
Messenger RNA from Cuscuta europaea, 2087 nucleotides. Lineage: Eukaryota; Viridiplantae; Streptophyta; Magnoliopsida; Solanales; Convolvulaceae. The record is from the annotation of a GenBank genome assembly.